UUAAUUAUUUUUAAAACCCUUCAUAUUGCCCUACACAGAAAACUAACCCCGGUCAUCUCUUUCUGACUGAAGUGCCGCCUCCUCCUCCUCUUAGUCUGAUUCAAGCUCACUCACUCUCUCUCCGCCGGACCACCCCCAUCAGUCCACGCCGACCGGUCAAAUUCUUCUCAAAGGGCUUUUCUUAUCUUAGUUUUAUUCAUCUAUGCCUUAGUCUGAUUCAUAUCACUGUCACUAUAAAAAAAAGUUCAUUUUUUAGUAUUGGGUGAUCUGAAAAGUGUUUGUUUUUCUAUGUCAAACCUCAUUCUCAACUAGGUUUUGCACUAUCUCCAUGAAGCAUAGGGACUCAAACCAAAAACCCAAUUCAAAAUCUGGGAUUUCUGGUCACACCCACAAAAGAAUCGUUAUUGAAAACGUUUGUGAACCUAGAGCUGAGCCUAGUGAUGGCGUGGCGUUCCACAUGACCCUCUUAUUCUUCACUACCCGUACCCCUUGGGUUCGAGCCUCCAAAGUCGCCAUUGCCCAUUUCCAUGGUCUUGCCCAAGGAGGAGGAGGGUCUUGGUCUCGACCCUUCAAUGAAAAAGAGGUAAUCUUGAACCGAAAUUCCGAGGCUUGGUUUGUUAAGGUUGUCUGUACUCUAUUUGUUCGUUUUCAUUUGUCAGAUACUUGUUUGGGUUAUUUGAGUAAGAACUUGACCCCUUUGGUUGCUUUUGAGGUUGUUAGACGGUUAGACAAUCCCAAAUUGGGCUUGAAGUUCUUUGAGUUUAGUAGGGAGAGUUUGGGUCUUAAUCAUUCUUUUAAGACUUACAAUUUGCUUAUGAGGUCUCUUUGUCAAAUGGGUCUUUACGAUUCAGCCAAAAUGGUAUUUGAUUGCAUGAGGAGUGAUGGGCAUUUGCCUGAUAGUUGGAAUGUGGGAUUUUUGGUUUUGUCGUGUGCACAAGUGGGCAGGUUUGAUCUUGCCAAGAAAUUGCUUGCUGAGGUUCAGUGUGAUGAGGUUGGACUUAGUUCUUUUGUGUAUAAUAAGUUGUUGGAUGAGUUGGUUAAGCGGAAUCUAGUAGAUGAGGCUGUUUGCUUAUUUAGAGAGCAUAUGGGAUUGCAUUCUCAUUUGGAUACUUGCACUUUCAAUAUUCUUAUUCGAGGUUUAUGCAGAAUAAGAGAAGUUGAUAAAGCUUUUGCGAUUUUCAAUGAUAUGGGGAGUUUUGGUUGUUCUCCUGAUGUAGUUACAUAUAACACUCUUAUAAAUGGAUUAUGUAGGGUCAAUGAGGUAAAUAGAGGGCAUGAGUUAUUGAAGGAGGUUCAGUCAAGAAGUGAGCUUAAACCGGAUGUUGUAACUUAUACAUCGGUUAUAUCAGGUUAUUGCAAAUUGGGUAAAAUGGAGGAGGCCUCUGUUCUUUUUGAUGAGAUGAUCAGUUCUGGAAUUAAACCAAAUCCAAUCACUUUCAAUGUUCUCAUCAACGGCUUUGGUAAGGCUGGUGACAUGGUUUCUGCACUGACCAUGCAUGAGAAGAUGGUCUUUCUCGGUUAUUUUCCUGAUGUUGUUACCUUCACUUCCCUAAUUGAUGGGUAUUGUCGAACCGGUCAGGUAAAUCAGGGUUUGAAGCUUUGGCAUGAGAUGAAUGCGAGAAAUGUUACUCCCAAUGUGUAUACUUUUGCUGUUCUUAUCAAUGCUCUAUGCAAGGAGAAUAGAUUGCAUGAGGCUCGUGAUUUUUUGAGGCAGAUGAAGUGUCAUGAUUUUGUUACAAAACCAUUUAUGUACAACCCUGUAAUUGAUGGGUUUUGCAAGGCUGGCAAUGUUGAUGAGGCAAAUAAGAUCAUGGCAGAGAUGGAGGAGAAGAAAUGCCACCCAGAUAAAGUGACAUUUACUAUUCUCAUCAUUGGGCAUUGUAUGAAAGGGAGAAUGUUUGAAGCAAUCAACAUUUUUAGUAAGAUGUUAUCAAUUGGUUGUGCACCAGAUACCAUUACUGUGAAUUCUUUAAUAUCUUGCCUUUUGAAGGCUGGUAUGCCUAAUGAAGCCUUUCGCAUUAAGAAAACUGCAUCUGAGGACCUGCAUAUGUCAUCUUUGAAAAGAACCAUUCCUCUAAGAACAGAUAUGGAUAUUCCAAUGGCUAUUUAAUUGAAGGACUCCUACGGAAGUGGACUUAAAUUGUUGUCCCAAUGGUUGGACAAGGUCGUUCAGCCAUUUUCCCAUUGAGUCCAAAUGAAACAUGUCGAGCUUGUGGCGCAAAAGAUUGACAAGCAAGCUGGGAUCUAAUGGAUGUUUAGAAGACAUUUUUGGAAUCCUGACUGAAAUUCAAUAGUAAAUGUCUGGGGAAUUUUGUAAUUUAAAUUUUUUACUAUUAAUUAGAUAAAUGGGCAAAAACAGGGUUCAAUCCCCCCUCCCCCCCCCCCCCCCCCCCCCCACUUGUUGUAACAAUUGAAUUAUAUAAAAGAAACAUGGCAAACUUUUCAAAAUAUUUGGUGAUAUAGGCAUAUAGCCUUUUCUAAAAUGGUGUUUUCAAAACACGAUUUCUGCACUUGAAUUGUGUUUUGAAUACACAGUUUCACUUAAAAUGUUGAGUUGGUUGAGAUGGGGUGGCUUUUUUGUUUGUUCGUUUUUUUUUUUUUUUUUUUUUUAAAGAUAUCCACCGAUAAAUCAUGAUUUCGAGACACAAUUUCUGGUUAGCCAUUUUACCACCCCCAACAAUUUGGUCACUUUACCAAAUAUAGUACCCCCCCCCCCCCCCCAAACAGCGACUUCAGCCCUCAAUUGCCCGCCACUAUCGAUUGUCCAUUGCCCCCCUUUGCUCUGCCUCUCACUCGGGCUGUGUGAGGACAAAUGGGUAGCAUUUUCUUUCUUCAUCACUGGCUUAGUAUCUUUUUCUGCUUCAAGCCUUCAAUAUCAUUCAACAGUUUAUUCACUGUCUCUCCAACCUCCUCCGCAAAUACUUCAUCGGAUUUGGACACAGAGGAACAAGCAUUGGAGCACAAGUCAAACUCUGCUAACCAAACCAACCUUGUGAAACAUCACCAUAACACAUUCUCAGACCCUGCUGCCAAAUUUAUGUACGUGAAUCAUGGACAUCAUUAAACUCAGGCAGAUUGGCUACAAGAAUAAAUCUCUAAUAGAUGUAUUAAUUUAGAAAAUAUUUACUGUAAUUUUCCUUUUUAUACAAGUGAUAUAAAGCAGAUUGUAAAUAUAUAUGCAAAACCUCUCGCAGAGUGUGAGGUCUAACACCAAUUAUUUUCUUCUUUAGUGGAAUUCUUUAGGUUAUUUAUUUAUUAUUUUUUUAGAGUAGAAGAAAAUUCUUUAAAUAGUAUAUUUUAUUUGUGGAAUUCUUCCAGAAAUAUUCAUUUGAAAUUGUGAAUCCAAUGAUACUGGCGGGAAGAAAAGAUAUUUAGUUUUGUUA
Molecule: messenger RNA, 3383 nt
Organism: Quercus robur (English oak)
Lineage: Eukaryota; Viridiplantae; Streptophyta; Magnoliopsida; Fagales; Fagaceae
Product: pentatricopeptide repeat-containing protein At2g06000
Exons: 4
Coding region: 329-2110 (593 amino acids)
Molecular function (GO): protein binding
Source: RefSeq, a predicted model, not a curated record